Linum trigynum is the source of this 1131-nucleotide messenger RNA. NCBI's taxonomy places the organism in Eukaryota, Viridiplantae, Streptophyta, Magnoliopsida, Malpighiales, Linaceae. The record is from the annotation of a GenBank genome assembly.
AUGGCGGAUGAAUCAACGCAUCCAUCAGUUUUUCAGAAGAUGUAUGGGCAAUCCCAUCUUGUCUCUAAGCUGUCUCCAGGCUUACAAAGCAGAAAUGGGACUGCUUGCUUUGACGUUGGUUUCCAGUCUCCCUUGCAUUACACUAUGCAGGGAGCUGGCUUGGCAGUUCUCCCCAACCAUUCCCCCAUCUUUGUUCAAGCACCCUCUGAGAAAGGCUUUGGUGCCUUCAUGAUUGAUUUCCUCAUGGGUGGCGUCUCUGCUGCCGUUUCCAAGACUGCAGCCGCUCCUAUUGAGCGUGUUAAGCUCCUGAUUCAGAAUCAGGAUGAGAUGAUUAAAGCUGGCCGUCUUUCUGAACCUUAUAAGGGAAUUGGUGACUGUUUUGCAAGAACCAUGAAGGACGAGGGUAUGAUUGCCCUUUGGAGAGGCAACACUGCUAAUGUUAUCAGAUACUUCCCUACUCAGGCUCUGAACUUUGCAUUCAAAGAUUACUUCAAGAGGUUGUUUAACUUCAAGAAGGACAAGGAUGGUUACUGGAAAUGGUUCGCUGGGAACUUGAUGUCUGGUGGAGCUGCUGGUGCCUCAUCUCUUCUGUUUGUUUACUCCUUGGAUUAUGCCCGAACACGCUUGGCCAAUGAUGCAAAGGCAGCUAAAGGGGGUGGCGAGAGGCAGUUCAAUGGUUUGGUUGACGUUUACAGGAAAACCAUUAAAACUGAUGGAGUUGCUGGACUGUACCGUGGUUUCAACAUCUCUUGUGUUGGAAUCAUUGUGUACCGUGGACUCUACUUUGGCAUGUACGACUCUCUUAAGCCUGUGGUUCUCACUGGUGAUUUACAGGAUAGUUUCUUGGCAAGUUUCUUGCUCGGAUGGGGUAUUACGAUCGGAGCCGGACUGGCAUCUUAUCCAAUUGAUACCGUGCGUAGAAGAAUGAUGAUGACAUCAGGUGAAGCUGUGAAGUACAGCAGCUCGCUUGAUGCGUUCAAGCAGAUUGUCCAGAAAGAAGGCACGAAAUCACUCUUCAAGGGUGCUGGUGCGAACAUCCUUCGAGCAGUGGCAGGUGCAGGUGUGCUGGCUGGUUAUGAUAAGCUGCAGCUGAUCGUCUUCGGCAAGAAGUAUGGAUCUGGUGGCGGCUAA